Coffea eugenioides is the source of this 1982-nucleotide messenger RNA. Its product is annotated as cell division cycle protein 123 homolog. Gene Ontology annotation, cellular component: cytoplasm. The transcript has 2 exons. The record is from RefSeq and is a predicted model, not a curated record. The coding region runs from base 703 to 1710 and encodes 335 amino acids. NCBI's taxonomy places the organism in Eukaryota, Viridiplantae, Streptophyta, Magnoliopsida, Gentianales, Rubiaceae.
GAUUUUACUUUUGCCCAUUUCCCCCAACCGGGAGAAUCUGGAAGCUGAAAUCACGACGACACCGCAGCGACAUAAUCUCCAAAUCAACACUGUAAAAAGAAAAGCUUGCCGUAUCUCUCGACCAAGGGGCGGCAAUACCUUUUUCACAUCAGCCGACUUCGGAGCAACCAGCGAUAUUCAACUACACGGGUUCUAGAAUCUUAGAGGAUUUCGAAGGCUGCGGCGGCGGCGGAGAAGCAAGUUUUUGGAAGAUAAACAAGUCGGAAUAUAUCACAAUUUACCAUCUCUCUGCUACUACGCUUUUGUAACCUACGAGUGGAAAUGCAUUGAGUUGCCGUUCAUAUUUUGCUACCUGGACGGACACUUUAUUUGGGCAGGCUGUUAAUUUCUUUGAAUUACCAGUCACCUCUUCUGUGCUGCAUCAUAUGAGAAUCAACAUUUUGCCACCCCCUCUUAAUCUCUCAGUUUGAUUUCCUGUUAUUUAUUUGCCUGCUUAUUUUAACGAGGUUUUUAAAUUUGAAGAUUUGGAGCUGAGUACUUGGCCCUUACCCUUUCCUUUCUCUGUAUAGCUUUUCCAUUUGGAUUACAUAUCUGUUGCUGAUUAGUUGCCACCGCGCCGUGCUUGUGCAGCAAUCAGAAUCAGAAGGUAUUAAAAGCUUUCUGGCAGGUUGAGAGACAUAACAUCUUCUCUUCAUAGUGAAUAUGAGGGAAGAAGAAGUAAAUAGAUGUCAGAUUCAGGAGUGGUACCCUAAGUUCAAGUCGGUGUCCAUUAGAACCCUUAUCCAUGAGCUUCCUGAAUCCUUCAUCGAGUACCUCAACGAUUCCGGUCCAUUUGUUCUUCCAGUUUCUAUUGCAGAUGAUGAUGCCUUACCUAAUAGAAUCCGCAAACCUGAAGACGAAGAGGAUUAUGAAGUGCACGAAGGUUCUGAUAAUGAAGCAGAAAGUCCCCCAACUCCCCCUUCUUUCCCGGAACUUGAGAUAAAGAUUAAAGAAUCAAUACAAUCCCUUGGGGGUGCUGUCUUUCCCAAGCUUAACUGGAGUGCUCCUAAAGACUCUGCUUGGAUCAGUUCUACUGGGAACCUCAAGUGCUCCUCUUUCAGCGAGGUUGUACUUUUGCUACGAUCAUCAGACUCCCUGAUCCAUGAUCUUUGUCAUGCAUAUGAUUCAUGUAGUGAUAAGACAGCAUCAAGACCCCAAAAGUUUUUUCUUGCACUUCGCAAAUGGUAUGCAUCUUUGCGACCUGAGAUGGAGUUUCGUUGCUUCAUUUGUAAUGGGCUCCUUGUUGGGAUAUCCCAGCGUGAGGUUACUGGAUUUUAUCCUGCGCUUCUUGACAAGAAAGAUGAUAUAAAACAGAUGAUCCAGGAUUUUUAUAGUGAUAAAUUGCAAGGCAAAUUUGAGUCAGAAAGCUAUGCAUUUGAUGUAUAUGUUACUGCAGAUGGACGAGUUAAGCUUUUGGAUUUUAAUCCUUGGGGCGGAUCCACCUUGCCGCUGCUAUUUGAUUGGGAAGAAUUGGAAGAGAAUCUGAAAGAAGAGGGAAAGGUUUUGGAGUUUAGAAUGAUAGAGAGCCAGUGUGGAGUUCGACCAGGUAUGAGAACUGCAGUUCCCUAUGAUUACCUGGAUACGAGUCCAGGGAGUGGUUGGGAUCAGUUCUUCAAUAAAGCUAAUGAAGAGUUUAGGCAACAGACCAUGUCUGCGGAAGCAGGUGCUUGACCAUGUGAUUCCCAAGUUUGGUUUGUAGAUCCUUUCCUGAUAUUUAACGCAUCUCCCUAAAGGUGGAUAACCUUGAGAUAAUGUGAAUUGAAGUGGCAGAUUGAUCUUGUUUUCCUUGAGACGAUUUUCUGAUGUUUAAACACUCCCGAGUGUUGCACCUCUUAUCCUCGAGUAAAUGAUACAAUUUGUAUGUCAAACUAAAGAAGUACUUGUGGUACUUGGGCAUUAUUUAUCAUGGAAUUAUCAACUUCAAUUGUUUUCCCAGAGUGUAA